Molecule: messenger RNA, 2052 nt
Organism: Chenopodium quinoa (quinoa)
Lineage: Eukaryota; Viridiplantae; Streptophyta; Magnoliopsida; Caryophyllales; Amaranthaceae
Product: UDP-glycosyltransferase 79B6-like
Exons: 1
Coding region: 324-1703 (459 amino acids)
Molecular function (GO): UDP-glycosyltransferase activity
Source: RefSeq, a predicted model, not a curated record
UUCAAAUAACGUUCCUUUAAUUUUUUUUAUUGACCAUUAAUACAAGUCCUUUAAUAGUAAAUGAAUUACCUUUGUUUUUAUUUUUCCUACGGGUUUAAUAAUUUGAUUUAUAAUUCGUGCAUCGCACGGGCACUAUGCUAGUUGAACAUUAAAUUUAUUUCCAACCAUUUACCGAUUAAUGUGAGUGAAAAAGGAUAAACCUCCCUCCACCUUACACUCCAUAAAUAGAGUCGAAGGUAUCUCCCUUUUUUGUACUCCUUUUUUUCCCGUAUAAACAUAAUUGCAAGAGAUUUUAGAAAAAAAAAAUAAAUAAAAAAAAAAAAAUGGUUAAACAACUCCACAUUGUGAUGUUUCCAUGGUUUGCCGUGGGUCAUAUGACUCCUUUUCUUCACCUUGCUAACAAACUUGCCGACAGAGGCCACAAAAUCACAUUCUUUUUACCCAACAAAGCCAAGAUUCAGUUACAACAUUUGGUGCUUUACCCAAAUCUUAUCACCCUUCACCCUAUCACGGUCCCUCACGUCCACCCUCUUCCUUUCGGGGCCGAAACCGCCUCCGACAUCCACCUUAAUCUUACCGGCCAUCUUGCCACCGCUCUUGACCUCACUCGUCCUGAGGUCGAGAGCGUGAUCAUAGGCCUUAGCCCCAAACCCCACCUCUUUUUUUACGAUAUCGCCCAUUGGGCAUCUGAGAUCGCCGCUAAGCUCGGGAUUAAGUCCGUUAAUUAUAAUGUGGUUUGCGCUGCAUCCCUCGCGAUCGCUUUGGUCCCGGCCCGUAACCUGGCCCGGGAUCGACCUCUUACUGAGGAGGACGUAGCCCGGCCUCCUCCGGGCUACCCCUCCUCUAAUGUUGUCUUGCACGGGCCUGAGGCCCAUAGCUUGCUCUUCUUAGGGGAGGAUUAUGGAAGCGGUUUCACCUUUUACGAACGAAUUACAACUGCAUUGAAAUCAUGUGACGCCAUUGCCAUUAGAACCUGCCGUGAGAUUGAAGGCAACUUUUGUGAUUACGUGUCGGCCCAAUACAACAAGCCCGUGAUCCUCACCGGCCCGGUACUUCCUGAAAAUGACAAUAGUAACAACCCACUUGAAGCCCAAUGGGCCGACUGGUUGUGCGGGUUCGGGCCGGGCUCGGUUGUGUUCUGUGCCUUUGGGAGUCAGUUCAUCCUUGAAAGGGAUCAGUUCCAGGAGCUACUCCUAGGGUUUGAAAUGACAAAACUACCCUUCUUAGUGGCCUUGAAGCCACCCAAGGGGUGCGGCACCAUCGAGGAGGCGCUCCCCGAGGGGUUCAAGGAAAGAGUAGGAGAUAGGGGUGUGGUGCAUGGUGGGUGGGUGCAACAGCCUCAAAUACUAGCACACCCUUCAGUAGGGUGCUUUGUGAACCAUUGUGGGUUCGGUUCCAUGUGGGAGAGUUUGAUGGCGGCGAGUCAGAUAGUGUUGGUGCCGCAAUUGGGUGACCAAAUAUUGAACACAAGGUUGAUGGCAGGGGAGCUGAAGGUGGCUGUGGAGGUGGAGAAGGCAGAGAAUGGGUGGGUGUCUAAGGAAAGUUUGUGUAAUGCUAUUAAGUUAGUGAUGGAUGAGAAGAGUGAAGUGGGGUGUGUAAUUAAAAAUAAUCAUGCUAAGUGGAGACAAAUUAUGGCUAGCCAAGGAUUUAUGAAGGGUUACAUUGAUAACUUUAUUAUGGAUUUGGAGAAGAUUAUGAAUUAAUUUGGUACCUAAGAUCUAAAUGUUUGGUCUAAGAUAGUAAGAUAAGAAAUCCCCCUCCAUUAUUAAAUAAGUGCAUCGAUCACUGGGUGAUGAGCACAAAUUAAAUUAAGAGGGUUUAUGUUUUUUUUUUUUUAUUUGAAAAUAAAGAGGGUUUAUGCUGUUAGGUAUCCCUUUGUUCUAAACCAAUAAGGUCAUGUUUGUAAUUGUAAGAUUCGUCUGACUUUAAAGUUUCUAAAUAUUUUUUUUUUCCUAAUUUCUAUAGUUGCUAAUUAAAAAAUAUUAUCAGUCAAAAUAAAGCACUUGUUAAAAAACAAGAUAGUAUAUCAGUUUGAUUAAUACACUUAUUACU